GUGCUUGCUGAUUGUUUUGCUGAGGUGAAGGAGCCGACGUAAAGGAUUUUCCUUCGUGCGGGACAGACUGGUGUUGCUCUUUUAGAGCUGAGUAGGCCGUCAUCAUGUCUCGAUUCUUUGCUGGAGACAGCGACUCAGAUACUGAGACUGAUGUCUCGGAGCCAGAGACGCAGCCCACCGCGGCCUCUGCUGCGAGGUACGUUCUCUCUGAUGAUGAAGAUGAAGUCAAACGAGUGGUUCGUAGUGAGAAGGACAAGAGGUUUGAUGAAAUCACUGAAUGCGUGAAGGUAUUGCGUAAUUCAAAGAAAAUCAAGGAUGUCUCCAAAGUGCAAACAGAUUUUGAAACACUUGUGCGUUUGUUCGGUAAGGCAAAGGCGGUGGUGGAGAAAAAUGGCAUUCCCCGAAUUUACAUCCGUACUCUUGCUGAUUUGGAAGACUUUGUGAAAGAGCUCUGGGAAGACAAGAAGAAGUUGAACAAGUUGAAUGCCAAGGCACUUAGCACAUUGCGUCAGCGUGUCCGCAAGUACAAUAAGGACUUUGAGGAUGACAUCACAGCUUAUCGGGAGAACCCAGAUGAGGGUGAUGAUGACGUCAAGCAGACGGUUGAUCAGCCUUCUGAUAGCGACGACGAUUCCGACAGCGAAGAUGAGGUCAAGCAGCCGGUAAAGCCACCUAAGCAACCAAAGGUGAAGAAGGUGCGCGAGACUACUGGCAGCGGGAGUGACUCCGACUCCAUGUGGGACAUGUCCAGUGAUGAGGAUGACUCUUCUUCCGAUGAUGAGAAGGCCAAGGGUAUCAUUUCUUACACUGUUGAGUACUUCUUGAAGAAGAGACCCACUGAAGGUGCAUCAGGCGGGAAGGUCCGCAAGCAGAGGACGAAUGUGCCGAGAAAGCAGAAGGCUGAUGAUGAUGAUGCCGACUGGGAGACCCAGAGGCAGAAGAAGAAGUCCAUGUUCAAGGACAAGGAAGAGAUUACACCUGCUGCUGUCAUCAACAAGUUCAAUGAAAUCAUGUCAAGCCGUGGAAAGAAGGGUGUAGACAAAAACGAGCAGACAGACCUUCUCAGGACGCUCUUCCAGCACACCGAGGGUGCCGACCUAAGCGGUGCUCUUUUGAUCAAGAUUGGUCUUGGUAUUGUCACAUCCAUGUUGGAUUACAACACUAAGCUGUCCAACUCCAUGAAGAUAGAACUUUGGCUGGACUGCAUGCAGUACAUCAACAGUCUGCUGGACCGCAUGGCCACUUGCACCGUGGUUGUCAGUGAAUUGAUCGCUGAGGAUGAGGAGAGCUUCGAGGGUGAUGAAUUGAAGGUGCGUGGCAGUUUCCUGACUAUUACAGAGAGACUCGAUGAGGAAUUCGUCAAGGUGUUGCAAAACACUGAUGCCCAUUCAACUGACUAUGUUGAGAGACUCGGUGCCGAGCGUUCCCUCUGCACCCUGAUCGAGCGUGUCCACCAGCACUUGCUGGACACUGAUGCUACGUCGGCCGAGCUGUGUAGCAUCUGCAUGCGCCAAAUCGAUCAUCUCUACUAUAAGUUUGACCCUACCGCCAGCGCCACACGCGCCGACAAGUCUGUCAAGACCAAACUGGAAGACAUGUGCAGCUUCAUUUACUCGAACGAAGUGCCCGACCGUACGCGCACCAGGACCGUCCUGUCACAUGUCUACUACUAUGCGCUGCAUGACCGCUUCUUCGAGGCACGUGACUACCUGCUCAUGUCUCAUCUGCAGGAGAACAUCAGCCAUAGCGAUGUCCCAACACAGAUUCUGUACAACCGUACUCUCGCCCAGCUUGGUCUAUGUGCUUUCCGCCAUGGCAUGAUCCGUGAUGCCCAUACCGCUCUGAAUGAUCUGCAAAGCAGUGGUCGAGCAAAGGAACUGCUUGCACAGGGACUUCUGACACAACGACACAAUGAGCGCUCACCGGAACAGGAGAAGAUUGAGAAGAUGCGUCUUAUCCCCUUCCACAUGCACAUCAACCUUGAGCUGCUGGAGUGUGUCUACCUUUCGUCCUCCAUGCUUUUGGAAAUUCCAUACAUGGCAGCAAAUGAACACAAUCUGAAGAAGCGUAUUCAGAGCAAAUCGUUCCAUCAUCAGCUCCGUCAGUCUGAACGCCAGCCACUCGUCGGUCCACCGGAGACCAUGCGUGAGCAUGUAGUGGCUGCAUCUCACGCAAUGAAGAUCGGUGACUGGAGAGCCUGCAAAGACUUCAUGCUAGCCAUCAAGUCUUGGGACCUUUUCAGGGAUGUGACUGAUGUCAAGGACAUGCUUGUCAAGAAAAUCAAGGAGGAGACACUGCGCACAUACCUGUUCUCCUACAGCAAUGUCUUCGACUCUCUCGGCCUGGUCACUCUGCGCGAGAUGUUUGAGCUGUCGCAAAGCACCGUGCACAGUGUUGUCAGCAAGAUGAUUAUGAAUGAGGACCUGCACGCCGUCCUGGACGAGCCCAGCUCCGUCAUUGUCACGCAGCGUGCCGAACCUACGCGCCAGCAGAGCCUCGCUCUCCAGCUGGCCGAGAAGAUUGGAGUGCUGUUUGAUAACAACGACAAGCUGUACAACGCCCGUACUGGUGAUAUGUACUGGGGACGUCAGCAAGGUGGCAAGUGGCAGCGUAAUGAAGGUGAAUGGGGAGGUCAUCGUGGCAGACGAGGAGGUCACAACCGAGGAGGUCACCAUGGUGGCGACCGCCACCAUGGUGAUCGCCACCACAAUGAUCGUCAUCACGGAGAUCGCCACCACAAUGAUCGCCAUCAUGGAGACCGUCAUCACCACGGGGACCGCCAUCACCAUGGAGAUCGCCACGGAGACCGACACGGAGACCGACACAAUCGUCAGGGUGACAGGCAGAGUGACCGUCGCAACGAUCGCCGAAAUGACCGCAACUGAUUUCUCAUCCUCUGUGGAUGUCCUCUUAUGUUGGAUCACACCAUCAGAUCUGUUUGCAGAGCAAUUCUACUUUUUUUACGCUUACCAUUUAAGAUCAUCUGGCGUCAUCACUGGUGCUGUCUUUGCGAGCAAUACUAGUAACUGAAAACUCUGUGUACCCACGUGCCAGUGUGUGCAACACUA
Sycon ciliatum is the source of this 3068-nucleotide messenger RNA. RefSeq names its product eukaryotic translation initiation factor 3 subunit C-like. The record is from RefSeq and is a predicted model, not a curated record. The coding region runs from base 105 to 2885 and encodes 926 amino acids. Gene Ontology annotation, cellular component: eukaryotic translation initiation factor 3 complex. Gene Ontology annotation, biological process: translational initiation. The transcript has 24 exons. Gene Ontology annotation, molecular function: translation initiation factor binding; RNA binding; translation initiation factor activity. Lineage: Eukaryota; Metazoa; Porifera; Calcarea; Leucosolenida; Sycettidae.